Messenger RNA from Panicum virgatum (switchgrass), 1167 nucleotides. Its product is annotated as vegetative cell wall protein gp1-like. The transcript has 2 exons. The record is from RefSeq and is a predicted model, not a curated record. Bases 1 to 1122 code for a protein of 373 amino acids. Lineage: Eukaryota; Viridiplantae; Streptophyta; Magnoliopsida; Poales; Poaceae.
AUGACCAUAUUACCCCCUGCCCCUUUUCCCUUCUCUCCCGCGAACAGGCAGACCAGGCCGACGGAGCUCCGCCGGCCGGCCGCCGCGCGCCGCCCCGGCCCGCGCAGCCGCGAGCCGCUCCUGCCCCCGCCCGUACCGCCGCGCCGCUGCGAGCCGCCCCUGCACGCGCCCCCUCGCCGCCGCGAGGCGUGCCCCUCGUCGCGAUUGGGGAGGCAGGCGGCGCCGCCCCUCCUGCCAUCUUCGAUUCAUCAUCCAUGGACUCCAGGCGGAGCUCCGCCCGCGGCGGCCGUCGUCCUCGGGGAGCACCGCUGCCACUGUGCCGUCUCACCUUUCCAUCGCUGGGGUGAGUCUUGCCGCCCCCUGGAACGUGCCGUGCGCGCGCCCCCAUCCUCUUCUGCCACCGCUCGCCGCCGGCAAGGCCCCGGCCAAGCCUCGCCGUCGCCGCGUCACGCGUGCGUCGUGCGCGCCGCGCGCGGCCUCGCUCACGCGCCGCUCGUUCUGGCCGCGCGUUCUGUUGGCCUGGCCCCGCGCCUUCCGUCGAGCUCCCGGCGUCCACCACCCCCAUGGUGCGUGCGGUGGCCCAUGCCGCCGAGUGCCGCGGCAGGGCCGCCGUGCGGGACGGCUCGCUCGCGGCCUGGCUCCACAUGCUCCGCGCCGAGGCGCUGCGCGGGCAGGAGGUGCUCGACGCCGUUGGCUGCGCACCUCCGCCGUCGCCGACUCCGCGCGGCGCUUCCUCGCGGGCCGAGAAGGCACCAACGGCGAGGAGUCUGCCGUCGCCUGCGCCACCGACAGGCCGUGCUCCGCGAACGCCAGGCAGCCAUCGGGGCACUUGCACAGGAGCUUGAGGAGAAGCAGUACCCGCUCGGCGUCGGCGAGGAGCUCGACGAGGACGUCCACGGCGCCGAUCUCCACGGCCUUGGCGGGCCCGCUUCGGGAGCGCUCCACGACGUCCAGCAGCAUGUCGAGCGUGCAGGAACUAAGGCUCCUGGAGACCUCGUCGGACAGCAGCAUGUCGAUCGUGUAAGAACUAAGGCUCCAGAACGAGCAGCGCGUGAGCGAGGCCGCGCGCGCAGGGGCAGCGAGAGCGGCGGGGUGCGCAAGGCCGGCGAGGUGGACAGGUAAUGGAAAGAGAGAUUUAAGACCUCAAGGGUAGGAAUGUCUUUUUCC